AUGCGCCUUUCUGCAAGAAUUGAUAGUGGCAUGUUGGUUGAUGCAAAUUCUGCUACUUGUACACCUGAAAGAUCAAUGGAUACUAGCAGUUUAUGUACUGACAUCAGUAGUGAUGAUCAAGCAUUUGUCUCUACUGAAUCAAAGAAAACAUUAGAGUCAAGUGCUCAGGUAAGUGCUACUGUUGAUGACAGUGAUGAAAACAAAGAAAUAACAGCUACUACUGCUGCUACUACUACUACUACUAGUAGUAGUAGUAGUACUACUACUACUACUAAUUCAACAAUAGAUGAAGAGGUACCAUCUACAGAAAUAUCUUCUGAGAUAUCCCUGACCCAGUUCCUCCUAAAAAGAAACGAAAAGUUGAUGAGCAAAUCACACCGGUACAUAAAACUGGUUCUGCCAGAACUGAAGGCUUCUACAAAAUCAGCAAAAGAGAAAAAAGCUGGUUAUCUUUGCCAUGCAAACAAAGUUGCUGAAACAGGACAACAAAAUGAUAAAAAAUUGUCGAUGACUUCACGUGAAGCUAGGCACAAUAUCAGACGGUUUCAGACUAAUUUUGGUGAUUUGGAGCUAGGAGAGCUCUUCAAAUUCAAUCAGCUGAAGUUCCGAAAGAAGCAAUUAAGGUUUGCAAAAAGUUCAAUUCAUGAUUGGGGGCUAUUUGCUCUAGAACCAAUUGCUGCAGAAGAAAUGGUUAUUGAAUAUGUUGGUCAAGUGAUUAGACAUUUUGUAGCUGAUGAACGAGAGAAACAAUAUGGAGCACAGGGUAUAGGGAGCAGCUACCUAUUCAGAGUUGAUAAUGAAACCAUCAUUGAUGCAACAAAGGCUGGAAAUCUAGCACGAUUUAUUAACCACAGCUGCAAUCCAAAUUGUUAUGCAAAGAUUAUCACAGUUGAAGCACACAAGAAGAUUGUGAUCUACUCAAAACGAGACAUUGAUGUAAAUGAAGAGAUUACUUAUGAUUACAAAUUCCCUCUGGAAGAAGAGAAAAUCAGCUGUCUCUGUGGAGCUCAGGGUUGCAAGGGUACUUUGAACUGA
Acanthosepion pharaonis is the source of this 1035-nucleotide messenger RNA. NCBI's taxonomy places the organism in Eukaryota, Metazoa, Mollusca, Cephalopoda, Sepiida, Sepiidae. The record is from the annotation of a GenBank genome assembly.